This is a messenger RNA of Morus notabilis, 1794 nucleotides long. RefSeq names its product small glutamine-rich tetratricopeptide repeat-containing protein. Lineage: Eukaryota; Viridiplantae; Streptophyta; Magnoliopsida; Rosales; Moraceae. Gene Ontology annotation, biological process: post-translational protein targeting to endoplasmic reticulum membrane. Gene Ontology annotation, cellular component: membrane; TRC complex. The record is from RefSeq and is a predicted model, not a curated record. Bases 155 to 1489 code for a protein of 444 amino acids. The transcript has 10 exons. Gene Ontology annotation, molecular function: protein binding; molecular adaptor activity.
CAUAACACCGCGAGGAAGGAAAGGAAUAAAAAAAAAAAAAAAAGCGGCUCCUCUCUAGGCUACGCCGCGGUGGCGCACGCUCUCAUCAUGCGCAGUUGACCGUAGUCAUUCUCCGUUGGAAGCCUAGUCCCUCUUCUAUCUUUCUCUCUCUUCCAUGGCGAACCUCAGAAUGGAUUCUCCCACCUCUCGACGCAUUGUUCGCGCCUUCUUGGAUUUCCUCAGUUCUGUUGAACCUGCUCCUGGAGUUGAUAUUGAAAGCCUUGAUGUUGCUAGAGAAUGCCUUGAAGAGGCUUUUAAGCUUGGUUCAUUUCCUGAUGACGAUCAGACUAAACCUGAUUCGUUGAUUGAUAUUUUUAGUUUGCUUGGACAGAGCAAGGUUCACGAGAAUAAAACAGAUCUUCAUGUUGGACCAACAUCAGUGGAUGUUCCUAGUUCAUCUCUGGCUCAAAACGGCCCUGAUGAAAAUCUAUCAAAGGCAUCAAAACCUCUGACUGAGGAUUCAACCAGUAAAACUCAUGGAGUAGCAGCGACAUCCAGAGACGAACUUUGUGGACAAUUCUUCACAGCACUUGAGAAAAUUCAUUACUUUAGGAUAAUGCCUGAUGGUACCGAUGACCCAGUUGGAGUGGAGAAAGCUACUCAGUUAUUCCAUGAUGCUCUAGCUGAAAUGGAAAGAUCCGGAUGCCAGGAUUAUAACACGAAAAAUCUGGCUGAGACAUUAAAAUCACAAGGCAACAGGGCCAUGCAGUUGAAGCUCUAUUUGGACGCAAUUAAGCUUUAUAAUUGUGCUGUUGCACUUUGUGAAAACAAUGCUGUUUACUACUGUAACAGGGCAGCUGCUUACACUCAGGCACACAAAUAUACUGAAGCAGUCAGAGAUUGCCUUAAAUCGAUUGAAAUAGACCCGAAUUAUAGCAAGGCAUACAGUCGUCUGGGAACAGCUUAUUUUGCACAAGGAAAUUAUGCUGAUGCUAUUAAUAAAGGAUUUAAGAAAGCCUUGCAAUUGGAUCCAAGUAAUGAAGUUGUCAAGGAAAAUAUUCGGAUGGCUGAGCAAAAAAUGAAAGAGGAUCAACAACGAGCCGAACGUGAUCAGAGUGCAAGUUCAUCUGGUCAAAGCAAUUCGGAUGACCAUAACCAUUCUGCAGGUGGGUCAAGAAGCCAUGCUGCUGCGCCUCCAUUUGGGUCUAUGCCGUUUAAUACGACUGGUCUUCCUGCCAACUUUGCGAAUAUGUUUAUGAACAUGGCUACAAACGCAUACCAAGGAGGACAGCAUUCUCAAAACCCGCCAAGAGAUGACAGCAACACCGACGGAUUAGACGAACCCGAGAUACAAAUUGGUGGGAACAUCAAUUUGAAUUUUGGCGAACAAAUGCCCGAGGAGCUAACUGGGGCUUUGAGAUCUGUAAUGGAGAUGUUCUCUGGUGCAGCACCUGCUGCAAAUUCACAUUCACAUGAUACUAAUAGUGGAAGGUCAGCACCGCCAAGCUAAAAUUUGGAGUGUGUUAUAACUGUAUGAUAUGAACUUAACUAUUUCAUACAUGUUGUGAAACAAUUAGUGUGGAUGCCACCAUUUCAUAUUCCAUAACUUCUCAUUUAGAUCCCAUUAUCUCCUUCAUAAUUCAUCCCUUAUUGUUGUGUAUUAUCUCUCCAUAAUACCUAUCUUAAUGUAUAUGUAACUCGUGUCCUUUGCCCUUAUCUCUAUUUAUGGCUCUUAGUCUAUAAAUAGAUAUGGUAUAAGCAUGUUUGGAUUAUUCCACACAAGUAGAAAGUUGUCUUGACUCUCAUAUUCUCUUA